This is a messenger RNA of Danio rerio (zebrafish), 680 nucleotides long. The record is from RefSeq and is marked predicted. Lineage: Eukaryota; Metazoa; Chordata; Actinopteri; Cypriniformes; Danionidae.
UCUCCAACGGAGACCAUGGGCAAGAUUGUUUUUUACGAGGACAAAAAUUUCCAAGGUCGUAGUUAUGAGUGCAGCAAUGACUGCACAGACCUACACAUUUACUUCAGUCGCUGCAACUCCAUCAGAGUAGAGAGUGGCUGUUUCAUGAUCUAUGAACGUCCAAAUUAUAUGGGCCACCAGUAUUUUAUGAAGCGAGGAGAUUAUUCUGACUACCAGAGAUGGAUGGGUUUCAGUAGCUCUAUUCGAUCCUGCCGAACAAUUCCAAUGUACAGGGGUCCAUAUAGACUGAGGAUCUAUGAAAAGGCUGACUAUGGAGGCCAUAUGAUGGAGUUCAUGGACGACUGCCCCUGUGUGUCUGAUCGUUUCCACCAUCGACAUGUGUACUCCUGUAACGUGAUGAACGGCUACUGGAUCUUUUAUGAAUAUCCCAACUACAAAGGGAGGCAGUACUUCCUGAAAUCUGGGGAAUACAGGAGAUACAGGGACUGGUGUGCCACGUGUGCAACUGUGGGCUCUUUCAGACGAGUCACAGAUUUCUAGCCAUUCUUCUUGCACUUAUUUUUAUGAACUGUUUAUUUCCUGUUUAUAAGCAUAACUGUUUAUAAACAGCUUGAUUUUUCACUUAUUGUGCCUGGAUAUAUAUAUAAAAAAACAGACGAAUAAAAUGAUAUUUGUAAUAA